UUGUUGGAGAUAUACAAGCUAAGAAAUAAUAGAUUAAAAAAAAGGAUAAUAGAAAGAGCAAAGACAGCACUGAAAAGGCCAGUAACGUUACAAAAAAUAUAAAUACAAAACAACAACAAAAAAGUGGGUCGGUCUAAGGCAUGAAACUCCAGGGCUGAAAUUGAGUCUCCCCUCCGGCCCUCCCCGCAUAUAUGCACGCGUAGAAAGAGCUCCGCCCAUUAUUAACAUAAACGGGACAAGCUCCACCCAUGUGAUCCAUUUGUCUCAGCGGUGAGCGCCACUUGUUUUCAGACAUUGAAGGGCAUCAUUUAGAGAGUGGUUGGCGAACGGCCAGGGAGUGAAUAUGAUUUAUGCUUUUGCUUUCUUCACGAUGUGCUUGUGGUGUCUGGUUGAUGUGACGGAUGAAGUAAAGACAAUAUCAGUGAUGGAGGGAGAGUCGUUCACUCUACACACUGAGGUAAAUGAAAUACAGAAGUAUCUGCUAAUACAGUGGAUGUUCGAAAGCACUCGAAUAGCUGAAAUUAACAGACUCGCGCAAACCAACUCAACAUACGAAGCUGAUGAGAGAUUCAGAGACAGACUGAAGCUGGAUCCAACCGGAUCUCUAACCAUCACAAACACCAGAACCACAGACUCUGGACUUUAUCAGCUAGCAACUGUCAACAGAGAGACCAGCUAUAUGAAUUUCAAUGUUACAGUCUGUGCGGCUCCACACAGUUCUUCACCAUCAGAAGGAUCGUCAAGUUCAAACUGUGUGUCGUCCAGCUGUGCGGUUAACAAUUCAAUCGCCAAUCACACUGAGGAUGCCAACACUACUGAGCUCUAUCAGCCGAGUUCAUUCUGCAUUCGACAUUGUGGUUUUACUGAAGCUGUGAUCCGAUUGGUCCUCUCUGCUCUGGUGGGUGUGGCUGCUGUUGCUGUGCUGGUUUAUGACAUCAGAUCUACACGAAGUGAGCUGAACAGGACAGAAGAGACCGGAUAUUUCUAUAAGACCCAUGUAGUAAAAUCAGACCUACAGUAUAAUUUGAGCAAAAGGUUCAGUUCCCCAAAAUAAAACCUAUAUUAAUACUGAUUUUCUGUACU
Messenger RNA from Cyprinus carpio (common carp), 1083 nucleotides. RefSeq lists its product as uncharacterized. The record is from RefSeq and is a predicted model, not a curated record. Lineage: Eukaryota; Metazoa; Chordata; Actinopteri; Cypriniformes; Cyprinidae.